This is a messenger RNA of Ochotona curzoniae (black-lipped pika), 592 nucleotides long. Its product is annotated as protein tyrosine phosphatase type IVA 1-like. Gene Ontology annotation, cellular component: nucleus. Gene Ontology annotation, biological process: protein dephosphorylation. The coding region runs from base 62 to 583 and encodes 173 amino acids. The record is from RefSeq and is a predicted model, not a curated record. The transcript has a single exon. Gene Ontology annotation, molecular function: protein tyrosine phosphatase activity; protein tyrosine/serine/threonine phosphatase activity. NCBI's taxonomy places the organism in Eukaryota, Metazoa, Chordata, Mammalia, Lagomorpha, Ochotonidae.
GGACAUCCUUUUGGUCUUCCAAAGCUAUUUUACUUUCUCUGUGGGCAUACUGAGUGUUAACAUGCCUCCAAUGAACCGCCCAGCUCCUGUGGAAGUCACGUACAGGAACAUGAGAUUUCUGAUUACGCACAGCCCAACCACGGCAACCUUAACCAGAUUUCUAGAGGAGCUUAAGAAAUACAGAGUGACCACAAUAGUAAGAGUGUGCGAAGCGACUUACGACACUGCUCUUGUGGAGAAGGAAGGCAUCCAGGUUGUGGACUGGCCUUUUGACGAUGGCUCGUCACCUUCCAAACAGAUUGUCGAUGAUUGGUUAAGACUUGUAAGCAUUAAAUUCCGUGAAGAACCUGGCUGUUGUAUCGCCGUUCACUGUGUUGCGGGGCUUGGCAGAACCCCAGUGCUGAUUGCCCUAGCGUUAAUCGAAAGUGGAAUGAAAAAUGAAGAUGCAGUGCAGCUGAUUCGACAAAAGCGACGUGGAGCUUUUAACAGUAAGCAACUUUUGUAUUUGGAGAAAUACCAUUCUAAAAGGCGGCUGCGCUUUAAAGACUCCAAUGGCCACAGAAACAACUGUUGCGUUCAAUAAAACUUGGCU